CUGGGAUGGCCCUCUAUUUAAAUACACGAAUUAGAUCAAAAUAGGCAUACAAAAAUAGAACGUGUCUAACAUGGCGGCCAGUCGCCCAGCAAUGCCUAGUACACAUCCAACAAGUAAUAAAAUAAUUGUUGUGGCCAUAGAUGUGGGAACCGCGUACUCUGGAUAUGCUUUCUCCUACCGGAGCAGACCUCAAGAAGUAAUCGUGAACAAUUGGAAAUCGCAUGCAAACGAUGGCUUUUCCCACAAAGCACCAUCUUCCAUUCUUUUAAACGAAACAUACAACUUUGUAGCGUUUGGAUAUGACGCCGAAGAAGAGUUUUCUAAAAUAGUUCAAAACAGAAAAAAGGAUAAAUUUUUCUUUGUAAAGGAUUUCAAAACGCAGCUUGCAAACGAUCAGGGUCUUGAGAGGCAUCUGUUGGUCCAAGAUAUCUUAAAGCGAUUUGUACCAGCUCAUGGUCUUUUUAUGGAAUCUAUCCGCUUCCUUAGGAAACACUUCUUGGAAACUCUAAAUAAAAAAGGCUUUGAAUAUGAAGAAGACGAUAUUCAUUACAUUUUGACAAUACCUGCCAUUUGGUCAGAUGUUGCCAAACAAAUAAUGCGGGAUUCGGCAUGUAUGGCUGGCAUCAAACCAAAUAAUUUAGAAUUGGCUUUUGAACCAGAGGUUGCAGCGCUUCAUUGUAGAUCAAUACCAUCCGAGAAUCUAAGUGGCUCAACAAAGAGGCUAGAGGAAAUGUUUAAACCAGGAAUAAAGUUUGCUGUUCUUGAUUUGGGAGGAGGUACAGCUGAUAUGACAAUUGAACAGAAUACACUUGACGGGAAACUGAAGCAUGUUCACAAAGCAACAGGCGGUUUAUGGGGAGGAAACAAAGUAAACCAGGCAUUUUUAAAGUUCAUCUCUGAGGUUAUCAGCGGGGAUAUCUUAGAAAGUUUUGUAAAAGAAAAUUUAACUGAUUUCUUUUUUCUAAAUGGGCAAUUUGAAACUAAAAAGCGUUCCAUUGGGAAAUAUACAACUGAAGAAAUAGUUAUACAGCUACCAGCUUCUCUUUUGGAAAUAUUCAUGGAAAAAACAUCAAAAACUUUAGCACAGACAAUUAAAGGGUCCAUUUACAACAAGGACAUCGAUGUACAGAGAGGAAGGUUAGCAAUAUCCGCCGAAAAAUUCCGUUCGUUUUUCACGAGAACAAUUCAAGGAAUUGUGAAUCACGUAAAAAUGAUUCUAAACAAACCAGAAUGCAAAGAUGUGAGAUAUAUUCUUAUGGUGGGCGGGUUUUCUGAGUCACCUUUGGUCGAAGAUGAAAUGCGAUCUAAUUUCCCGGACAAGAAAAUCAUAAACCCUGUAGAUGCAGGAUUGUCGGUUUUAAAAGGAGCUGUCCUCUACGGUUUUAACACGGAAACCGUCACAGCUCGUGCCAGUCCCCUUACCUAUGGAAUAUCGCUGUACGAUAGCUUCAAUGAAAAGAAACAUGAUUUCUCAAAAACAGUAACUGUGGGAGAUGAAAGAAUUGUUCUUGGUUGUUUUGAAAAAUUCUUCACGAUAAAUGAACUGGUAGAGGUUGGAACAAAGCGAUCCAUUUCUGUCUAUGAAAGUUACGAAGGAAAAUCCGAUGCCAUGAGAAUGAUGAGCAAAGAAAUUGAAAUUUUUUCGUCACAUGAAGAAAAUCCCAAGUACGUAACUGAGGAAAGUUGUUCUCGCCAUGGACGUAUCAUUGUUUCUCCGCCUAAUGGAAGAUGGCCUGAUAAAGUCAGAGGUAAAAUUGAGUUCGAGUUUGGAGGAACAGAGCUAAUGGUUCGUUACAUAGAUAAAGCUACUCAAUACGUAGUCACUGGAAGUGUAGACUUCCAUCAAGGUGACAAUCAAUUUGACUUAUUGCGGUCCUCUGUUCAAAAGCAGUGAAAGGUCAAUGAAGGAACUGGUUUACAUGUAUCAAAUUACUUCGCAAGUCUCUUGUAUCCUUAAACAAAAUAAGUAUCUGAUAUGAAUGUUAUCAAUAAACUGUAUGGUUUCUUCGGUCUUCAAUAAGAAACAUAAUAUGUACAUUUAUUACAUAUCUAUAAAAAUGGGAUGUUUCUAUAAUACUUUCCUUUAACAUGCCGAUAUCUUAUUCGGAUCGUAGAUCUGCAGGACGGAUGCAGAUCCGUAUUAAAGUCUUUUCGCAACUCCUCUGAUUUUUCCGUAUUAUGAUUCAUCGACCAAUUUCAGCCCUCUGGCUUUUAAAUAGAGUUUUGGGGCUGAUAAAGGAUGUGAUAUAGAUAAAAGUAAAUGUACUAUCUUUUUUAUUUUACAAGAUUUGUUAACCGUAUUUCAGCUGAUAUAUGAGAUCUACUACGAGGGUCAAUCAAAAAAUACGAAGACUUUUGUCAUAGCUAUGUUACUUAACGGCAUAUUAUUACUAAAUCUGGUAUAUGCGUAAUUUCGCAAUGGUUUCAAACAAUUUGGAAGAAAAAUGUUAAUAUCUUACUAUAUUUCUAAGAAUUACUUAGAAUCUAAUCCUGCAAAAAUGAGGUCACGGCGUACGGUCAAAAUUUGUGUGGUGUCAACAAUAAACCAUAUAAUGAUGAAACGAAUAUCUCUAUAGAUUGGGCUUAAAACCAGAUAAUUUUGAAACCUUAAAUUAAGUAUAGUAAUGGUAUUCUAUGUACAAAAAAAGACUGAAAAUAUUGUUUUGUUAAACAUUUUUAGAAUUUUUAGAACUCUUUGGAAUUAACUAAAAUCAUUGACGUCGCCGGACCUCACUGCGCAACGAGAAGUAUACACAGAAUGGAUUUAACUUGGGGAAAAGCCGAUACAAACUGUAAAAAUGCUCGAUGGUGCAAACUAUUAAUAAAACAAUUAUUUGUAAGUUGGUGUAACUGAAAUACAUUUUGUGGGGGUGAUGGUAAUCGUAUUUUGAAUUUCAAACAGUCCGAAAGAGAGUAGAAUAUCUGAAAAUAUUUGAAAAAAAAAUAAGUAACGUCAGCCGAAGUUUAGGAUUAUCCUUAUUUUAAGCUAAGAGAUACAUGGUUAAGAAAUGGAAACUUUGAAGAAUUAACUUAUGAUUCUCGAACAAAUGUGUGUAAAUAAGAUGUUAAAUGGUACGGUGCCAUUUUAUUUUGUAAGGUGAAACGCAAAAAAGAGACUAAGCGUGAUAUAAAGAUAGGGUAUAUCAAUAAACUGUGCGUGCUUGACGCCAUGUUUUGACCGUUACCGUGCGCCGUGGUGACAAAACAGGUUGUUUUUAAAAAGAAGUAACAAAAAUGACUUUUCGUCAAAUGGAUUAAAACUUCACAUAUCAGUAAAAUAAGUGUUGGUGCACAGAUUAAUCUGUUAGGUUUUACUUUCAUGAAAAAUAUUUGAUAGACAGCCACAUUGUCUUUGUAUUUCUUGAUUGACCCUCAUAGUAUUCUCAAUUUCGUAAGAUAUGUAGUCAAAUGCCCCGUGUUCGAAUACGUAUAUUGCCACUAUAUUUAAACCUGUUUUUGAUUAAGAAGCAUGCAUAUAUCUGGCAUUUUUUUCUUUUUAUUUGUUUAGAUUUAAAGAAAUUACUAAUCGAAAGUUCCUUGCAUUAUUUUACAAAACAUUUAUUUGGACUCAUAAUGUUAUAAAAGAGUUGUUUUUGUUGUGUUAUGUUUUUUGCAGAUUCUUGCCAUACAUUUGAUAUUCAAAAUUAAAGAAGUUUAAAAUUAUAUUUUCUUAUUUCUAAGAAACAAAAACCAAUAUCAUGAAAAUCAAAAUCAAUAAAGCAAGACAAAAUUGCAUGCAUAUGAUUAUUUUGUUAAGAGCCUUCAGGUUAAUAAAAAACGAAAUUGUUUAACCUACGAUUAAUUAAAAAUGAUGUUUUGGUAUGUAUUUUUCUUUUUUAUAUUUUGUUUUAAUAUUAAUUAAAUAUUUCGAAGGUUUUUAUUCUACUGACAUUUUUAUCGAUAGAAGUUGUUAUGAUUUGUUUGUUCAUAAAUAUAAUGUUACAUGUUACCCUAAAAAAGAUAUUAGUUAUUAUAAAAUAUAUUGUCAUUAUGUCAACCAAUAUUGGGGGGCAUCUAAUUUGGUAUAUUAAUUAGUAUUAACAUUUUUGAAGAAGUAUAUUUGAAUAAAUACCACAUUAAAGCAUUUUAUUUUCACGGAAUCUUAACCAUUUUUUGUUUUUAUAUUAUCCUUUGUUAACUAUUUCAUUUCAGUCAGCGACGUUUUCAAUCAUAAUUAGAGAUCAACGAAUAUCAAUGAAACCACAACAUACUCAUUUAUGUGUCGAGAAACUAUAUGCUUUGCGU
This is a messenger RNA of Magallana angulata, 4245 nucleotides long. Its product is annotated as heat shock 70 kDa protein 12A-like. The record is from RefSeq and is a predicted model, not a curated record. NCBI's taxonomy places the organism in Eukaryota, Metazoa, Mollusca, Bivalvia, Ostreida, Ostreidae. Gene Ontology annotation, molecular function: ATP-dependent protein folding chaperone; ATP binding. The transcript has 5 exons. Bases 71 to 1894 code for a protein of 607 amino acids.